Molecule: messenger RNA, 849 nt
Organism: Penicillium concentricum
Lineage: Eukaryota; Fungi; Ascomycota; Eurotiomycetes; Eurotiales; Aspergillaceae
Exons: 1
Coding region: 1-849 (282 amino acids)
Source: RefSeq, a predicted model, not a curated record
AUGUUACCACCAUACGCACUUUUCCUAAUUCCCCUGGCAAACGCAUGGACCUUCCGCACCACCAACGCAACCGGUGCAACUGAAAUCGCCCGCGGCGAAGAGGAACAGCAAUGCACAAACUCCACCAUCGGUAAAGGAAAGCUGUUUACCUGGGAUCCUGAGGGAUCUGAUCUAUGUGUCUCGAUAUACCGCGACAUCGAGUGUGUUUCUAGAGCAGGAUACUCUUGUGGAAUCUGGAGGAAGAAUGCCAGUGAGCAGUUUUUGGCUUUCGAUGUCCUGCUCGAGAGCGAGAUUAACGCCAAACACAAAACCUCUACGGCUUUGAUAUCGACGUCUACAUCGGCAACAUCAUCCAAAUCCACAUCCACAUCCACAUCGCCAACGUCAUCGUCAUCUGUGGCUGCGGCAUCCGCGUCCGCAACCCCCACCGAGUCUAGCGCAGCCUCUGCCGUGAAUGCCAACAGCGAUCCCACUAGCCCAUCACUCUCCGGGGGUACUAUUGCAGGCAUUGUGGUCGGUGUGAUAGCUGCUGUUGCCAUCAUCGUCGCCUUCAUCGUCGUCUUCAUGCGAAAGAAGAACAACAAGAAUGCCGCAGCUGCUAACCAGGAUGGUGGUUUCGGGCCACAUGAGGUGGAUGCUACUGAAUCAUCGAUGGGCGGUACUACAGUUGCAGAAAAGGCAGGAAACUCAAUUGCGGAGAAAGAAGCAGAAUCGGUGCGCCGAUUCAGACCUGCGCCUGGAUCUCAGGUUGUAGAGUUGGUUGGUGACGAAGGGAGUGCCGAACUGGGUAGCAGCCCAAUCAGUGAGAUGGAUGGGACCAGCGCAAAGCGGCCGUUUAACGUGGUCUAA